Messenger RNA from Aspergillus oryzae RIB40, 1398 nucleotides. RefSeq lists its product as uncharacterized. Gene Ontology annotation, molecular function: 7-dehydrocholesterol reductase activity. The coding region runs from base 1 to 1398 and encodes 465 amino acids. The record is from RefSeq and is a predicted model, not a curated record. The transcript is spliced from 5 exons. Gene Ontology annotation, cellular component: endoplasmic reticulum membrane. Gene Ontology annotation, biological process: cholesterol biosynthetic process; brassinosteroid biosynthetic process. NCBI's taxonomy places the organism in Eukaryota, Fungi, Ascomycota, Eurotiomycetes, Eurotiales, Aspergillaceae.
AUGGCCGCUGCACAGCUCAUUGACGGGCUGUCCGGCUUUGCAUCCGGAAAAGGCCAUAUUCAGAAAACAGUGAUUACCGGUCAAAAGGCUCUCUGGGGCAGGCGAGCCAAUGUUUCGGGCUUUUCUAGCCUUCCUAGUAUGCUGUUGAUGAUCGGGGCGCCUCUCCUCGUGCUACUGAUCUCUGUGGCUCUCACCCACUAUGAUGGCUCAAUCGCAAGAGUGCUUGAUGACUUGUAUUCUCAUGGCGCCCUCCCAUUUCUCAUGCGAUAUUGUCCAUCUUUGACCACGCAGGGCAUAAUAGCGUACAUCUCCUGGCUGGUCUUUCAAGCAUUGUUAUACCAAGUCCUCCCAGGGAGAAUUGUGUCCGGUCCACCCACUCCCGGGGGAUAUUCUUUGCCAUAUAAAGUCAAUGGAUUAUGGUCCUGGUUUGCAAGCCUAGCUGUAUUUAUUGGCCUUGUCAAAGCAGGCAGGCUGGACCCGACCUUUGUCGCAGUGCAUCAGGGUGAACUUAUUAUUAUUGCCAACAUAUAUGGAUUCUUGAUCACGGCUGCGUCGGUGGCAAAGUCCCAUUUAUUGACCCAGAACACGAGGGAUAUUCGAUUUAGCGGAUCCAUCAUUCACGAUUUCCUAUCUGGAGUGGAACUUAACCCGCGCCUGGGCAAGUACUGGGACUUGAAACUUUUUCAGAUUGGACGUGUUGGUAUGAACAGCUGGGUACUUGUUGACUUAUCCUUUGCUGCUAUGCAAUACCAGAAAUUUGGCUACCUCACAAAUUCUAUGAUAGUAGUUAAUUUGCUACAUGCCUUGUAUGUGGUCGACUUUUUCGUCAAUGAGGACUGGUAUCUAAGCACGAUAGAUAUUGCCCUGGACCACUUCGGUUUCAACUUGGCAUGGGGCUCCGCCGUCUGGCUCCCAGUUGUUUAUACUACUCAAGCACACUAUCUGGCUUAUCACCCCGUACAGUUUUCCGGGUUACAAUGCACACUACUUCUAGUAGCCGGAAUUACAGGUUAUGUGAUAUUCCGUUCUGCAAAUCAUCAAAAGUACCGCACGCGCCAGUCAAACGGAACCAACUUGAUCUGGGGCCAAAAACCUUCACUCAUUCAAGCAACUUACCAAACAGCCGAUGGCUCGUCGCAUUCGUCUAUGCUUCUACAUUCCGGUUGGUGGGGAUUGGUCCGUCAUCCGAACUAUAUCGGAGAUUUGAUCUUCUCGUUUUGCACUUGUGCUGGAUGUGGGUUUUCACAUAUAGUCCCUUGGACAUAUUUCUUCUUUAUGGCUAGUCUGCUUAUUCAUCGGGCUUUGAGAGAUGACGCCCGUUGCUCGUCAAAGUAUGGUGAUCGAUGGAGUAUCUACUGUAAGAUUGUGCCGUGGAGGUUAAUUCCGGGGAUCUUUUGA